Messenger RNA from Panicum hallii, 917 nucleotides. Its product is annotated as DNA translocase FtsK-like. Lineage: Eukaryota; Viridiplantae; Streptophyta; Magnoliopsida; Poales; Poaceae. The record is from RefSeq and is a predicted model, not a curated record. The transcript has 3 exons. The coding region runs from base 154 to 741 and encodes 195 amino acids.
GGCCAGUCCCCUCCCCUCCACCCCACCUCCGCUGCACCCUCCUCUCCACGCUGGGACGCGACAGGAGAACGGAGAUCACCGCGGCUGCGUAGCCGCCACCGGAUUGCCGUAGUUCCGCUCGUGCCUGAUUGGUGGGUUUCGGGCGGUUGAGGGAUGAGCGACACCGCCCCCGGUAAACGAAGAGCGGAUGCGGAACCGCAGCAAGAAGAGAGUUGCCGCAAGAGGAAGGAUGGCGCCGCCACCAGCGUCACCGUGGAGCUAGAGGUCCUCGACUGCCCCGCCUGCUAUGAGCCCCUGCGGCCUCCAAUAUUUCAGGAGAUAGAGAACAACCCCUUGGAUGUCAAGUUGUCCACAUUGCAAAACAAAAAAAAGAAGAAGCGCAAGGCCUCUUCUUCUUGUAAUGAAGAGAAUGAUGAUAAAAACACAAGCCCGUUCUUGCGGUUAUACAAGCAAACUUGCAGCAAGAUAGAAGGAGUGGAGAAGAUAACCACAAGUGUUGAAGCUUCAUCAGCUCCUCCUAUGCAUAGCACAGUUCCUCCUAUGCAUAGCACAGUUCCUUCAAUUGCAGAGACUAUGAAGCUGUUGAAAGAGUGUGGAGUGGAAGAAAAAACUGCACUUAUGCAUACAUCCGCGAUGCUCAUCAUGAAGCCUGAAAUUAGAGAGCUCCUCAACUCAUUUGAAACGAUCGAAGGGAGACUUGAUUGGUUGAAGAGGGAACACGAGAUGAAGCAGCUGCCAUGAUCCUUUAUGUUUUCCCUUUUUUUUAAUUAUCUAUCAUGCAUAAACUAUUGUGUUUGGAACCAUUGUGGUUGGAACUAUUGUGUUUGGAAGUAUUGUGUUCCUGAUUGCUGAUUUGGACAUUUUGGCCAUUUGGUGGGCUGCAUGCAGGAUAUGUUGAAAUAUUUUGUCUCGUUUAA